Molecule: messenger RNA, 1323 nt
Organism: Protopolystoma xenopodis
Lineage: Eukaryota; Metazoa; Platyhelminthes; Monogenea; Polystomatidea; Polystomatidae
Source: the annotation of a GenBank genome assembly
GUAAAUGACUCUCCAACAAUAGGCUUAUCCUGUCGCGAAGUGGUAGGCUUGAUCAGCAGGUCGGAUCAGUUCGUGGACUUGCUGAUCGAACGACAGAUCUCUUUCUCAUUUGAUGGAUCCACGGCUAUGUCUAUCGCUCAUCGUCAUUCAGAAACUCAGCACCAUUCUUCUCAAACCAAUCAAGCUGAUGAUAUUCCCGGAAGGCAAAUCCAGAUAAAACAGAUUAAGCAGCGUUCUCAGCCACAGAUAACAAACCCACAUGGUUCGCAUCAUGCUAUGCAUUCGUCUUCUCAAAGAACCCGCCGCCUAGAAAACAGAGGACCGAAUUUGUGUCCUAGCCAGAGUUUUAAUGACUCAGUUGGCCCGGUGUUUGGUAGAACAGGAAGCCAGACUCAAGAUGAAUCCGGGGCAGGCAGGGCUCUUUCUCCAAAUUUUUCUCAGGCUUGCAUUUCGAACCGAGCGGGUCAGAGAAAUGCUGGAGCAAGUGGCAGAUUGGAGUCUGAUUACGGGCAACAUGAUGGUGAAGACUUUCGCCGAGAGGAGGCUUCUCAUUCAAAUGAACGCAUCAGGCUCACUUCACAUUUUAGGCGAUCCAUCAGUCAACAUCGUGUUGGGAAAUCUUCGGACGCUGCUAAGCAGGAGCUGAUUGAGUUGAGCCAAGAUGUCCCGCUUUUAUCUUCUAGUCAUCUUUAUUCCUCGCGUCAAUAUCAGCUAAAACAGCAACAGCCGUUGCAAUACCGAGCUACACAACAUAAGCAGCAAGAGGAAUAUCCGAGCAUAGUGCCUCAAGCCAUUUUGCAAGCAGACAAUUCGACAGGGCAUCGAUAUGCACAGCAAAGCCACGCUCGAGAUGUACCUGUUUCCUCAAUGCCAUAUUCACAGGACCAACACCAACGUCAACUUCAACACUACUCUCAGAUGAAAUCAAAGUCAGAAAACCUAACUAGAUCUUCAUUGCAACCCCAAUUAAUCUCGAAGUCUGAGUCUGGUGGUAAAUGCUCCUCGUCUGGCCGCGUAGUCCAGGUGGUGCAGGGGAAACGUGGAAAAACUGAUCGACGGCCAUUGUCAGCCAACCUAGUAACAGGGUACAAGGAUGUACAGCGUGAAAGAAUAGGAAGAGAAAACGAAGAUGAAAGAAGGAGGCAGGAAGGCGAUGAAGAGAAGGAAGAGAGCAGGGAAGAAGAAGACACUGCCGUAAACAUAAGGCUACCAGAUGAGGCAUGGAGGGCCAGAAAUGUGUCUAUGGGACACUCCGCUCCGGGCCAAUUGCAUCAUACGAGUCUGGGCAGAAAAAAGUUGGAGAAAAGACAGGAUAACAGUUAG